AGAUGACGAGGUUGCUCUCUAGGACGUUCCCGUCCGUGAAGCUUCGCGAUUCCAAUCCUAAAGCUCCCGAAUUCAAAAAUUUGAAAAAUUCACAAACCCAAGUUCCGAUUCCAUCGUCUUCUUCUCCGCAAGAGAACUCAAAGAUUCCCAAAUCCAAAUCCUGGUCUGUUUAUCUCAUUCUCUCCACGACCGAACCCAUCAAAACAUAUGUCGGAAUCACCACCGAUUUUUCUCGCCGAUUAAAGCAGCACAAUGGUGAAAUCAGAGGUGGUGCAAAAGCUUCAAGUGCAGGAAGACCAUGGCUUUGUGCUUGCAUUAUCACUGGAUUCACUUGUUUAAGUCAAGCUUCUUCGUUUGAAUCAAAAUGGAAGAUCUUUACAAGAAAGUUACCGCGGAGAAAGAAAGACGAAGACAUGAGUCAGAGUGAUGCUUUGCUACAACACCGUAGGAGAGCUUUAAACAAAGUCGAGGAAUCAUUAGACUGUAGUUAUCUUGAAACUGACUGGAAAAUCUAACCAGGUAACCAAACGACUGACUUAAUUAAUCACCGGUGUGCUCUGCAGCCACACAAGAUUACGUUUUUAUGCUGGGACUUGACGACAAUAGCGAUAAGAAUAUAGCUAGUAUGUGGGUUUAACUUGUCAUAUGGCAAUAGUUUGAAAACCACAUUGCACAACCUCAUGUGCAUUGAUAUUUGUAGCUGUUGUAACUUUUAAGAAUGAUAGGCAAAAGUCAAAACUAAUGUGUUGUAAGAUUUUUUAAUUCAUUUUGUGUCUUCAGUUUAUAAAGAAAAAACAAGUAUAGACAAUCAUUUUUAAGAUAUAUUGAGAACUGUUGAGUCGGCAGAAGAAGUGAAAUCAUCUGCAGUAGCCAAUUUUGGUU
Molecule: messenger RNA, 882 nt
Organism: Arabidopsis thaliana (thale cress)
Lineage: Eukaryota; Viridiplantae; Streptophyta; Magnoliopsida; Brassicales; Brassicaceae
Product: Excinuclease ABC, C subunit, N-terminal
Exons: 3
Coding region: 3-515 (170 amino acids)
Source: RefSeq, marked reviewed